Aphidius gifuensis is the source of this 1307-nucleotide messenger RNA. RefSeq names its product putative GPI-anchor transamidase (gene PIG-K). Bases 258 to 1277 code for a protein of 339 amino acids. The record is from RefSeq and is a predicted model, not a curated record. Gene Ontology annotation, cellular component: GPI-anchor transamidase complex. Gene Ontology annotation, biological process: attachment of GPI anchor to protein; protein localization to cell surface; proteolysis. NCBI's taxonomy places the organism in Eukaryota, Metazoa, Arthropoda, Insecta, Hymenoptera, Braconidae. The transcript has 4 exons. Gene Ontology annotation, molecular function: GPI-anchor transamidase activity.
AAUUGUUAUAUUGUUAUUAUUAUGUUUAUAAUAACAAUAAAACUGACAGCUGUCAUAACAAAUAACAACAAUAAUAAUAAUAAAUAAAUAAAUAAAAACCGGCUGGCUGAGUGUUCAUCAACAACGUUGGCUUGUCUAAUUUUAUCAACAAACUGUCUAAUUUUUAUUAACACAUAGUUUAAUUUAGUAUUUGUUUAUUAAAACAAAUAAUGAAUAAUAAAGUUAAUACGUAAAUUGUAAAAAAAAUAUAUAUUAUCAUGAAUUUUUUAUCAAUUUUAUUAUUAGUAAUUGGAGUUUUAUCAAUAAAUACUCAAGGAUGGGAGAUUCCAGAAAAUUUUGGAAAAACAGGACAUUCAAAUAAUUGGGCAGUACUAGUUGAUACAUCUCGUUUUUGGUUUAAUUACAGACAUGUUGCAAAUGUAUUGUCAAUUUAUCGAAGUGUAAAACGUCUUGGAAUACCAGAUUCUCAAAUAAUACUAAUGAUUGCUGAUGACAUGGCAUGUAAUCCAAGAAAUCCAAGACCAGCAACUGUAUUUAAUAAUAUUAAACAACAUAUUAAUGUUUAUGGUGAUGAUGUUGAAGUUGAUUAUAGAGGCUAUGAAGUUACUGUUGAAAAUUUUGUUAGAUUAUUAACUGGAAGACUUCCACCAGAUACACCAAGAUCAAAAAAACUUUUAACUGAUGAAGGAUCAAAUAUUCUUAUAUACUUAACUGGACAUGGUGGUAAUGGUUUUUUAAAAUUUCAAGAUUCUGAAGAAAUAACUAGUCAAGAUUUAAGUGAUGCUAUUGAACAAAUGUGGCAAAAACGUAGAUAUCAUGAAAUAUUAUUUGUUGUUGAUACUUGUCAAGCAAGUUCUAUGUAUGAAAAAUUUUAUUCACCAAAUAUUCUUGCUGUUGCUUCAAGUAAAGUUGGUGAAGAUUCACUAUCUCAUCAUGUUGAUCCAGAUAUUGGUGUUUACAUUAUUGACAGAUACACAUAUUAUGCUCUGGACUUUUUAGAAAAAGUUGAACCAUCUGGUUCUAAAAAACUCAGUGAAUUUCUUAAAGUAUGCCCAAAGCAUUACUGUCUAUCUACUGUGGGAGUACGAACAGAUUUAUUCCGUCGUGAUACCAAGACUGUUCCAGUGACUGAUUUUUUUGGCUCACUACGACCAAUUGAAUUAACAAAUACAAUUGUUAAUUUAUUACCAGUCACUAAAAAUUUAACCAAAGUCGAAGUAUCAGAGUCCAAAUUUUUUUACACACCACAAUUUCCAGAUGUAUCGUCUUAUGUGUAAACAAAUAAAUUAUAAUGUCAUAUAAAUUUA